Pistacia vera is the source of this 1181-nucleotide messenger RNA. RefSeq names its product putative anthocyanidin reductase. Bases 30 to 1052 code for a protein of 340 amino acids. Gene Ontology annotation, molecular function: oxidoreductase activity, acting on the CH-OH group of donors, NAD or NADP as acceptor. The transcript is spliced from 5 exons. NCBI's taxonomy places the organism in Eukaryota, Viridiplantae, Streptophyta, Magnoliopsida, Sapindales, Anacardiaceae. The record is from RefSeq and is a predicted model, not a curated record.
UUUUGUGUUAAAAUACAAAUACUUUCAUAAUGGAGAAGAGAAACUGUAAGGUAUGUGUGACAGGAGGUGCAGGUUAUGUUGGUUCUUGGCUUGUCAAGAAGCUUUUAGAGAAAGGAUAUACUGUCCAUGCAACUUUAAGGAACUUGGAUGACCGAUCUAAGGUUAACUUCCUAAAGAGCUUUCCUGAUGCGGACACAAGAUUAUUGUUGUUUGAAGCUGACUUAUAUGAUCCAGAUAAGUUUGAAUUUGCAAUCCAAGGCUGUGAGUUUGUUUUCCAUGUUGCCACUCCCUUCAGACACACCGACGGCUCUCAGUUCAAGAACAUGACUGAAGCCACAAUUGCUGCGGCAAAGAGCAUUGCAAAGUCAUGUAUUAGAUCAGGAACCGUGAAGCGACUAAUCUACACCUCCAGCAUGAUUUCUGCAUCACCGCUUACGCAUGAUGGGACUAGUUUUAAGGACUGCAUCGAUGAAACGUGUUGGACACCUCUUAAUCUUUCCUUUACUAACGAUAAUCUGAGUAUCAUGGAAUAUCGACAUUCGAAAAUACAGACAGAAAAAGAAAUGUUGAGCUACGGCAGCAAUACCGACGGUGACAGGUUGGAAGUGGUAACUCUGGACAUCGGACUAGUGGGCGGGGAAACUCUUCUAUCUUACACACCCUCAACCGUUGCAAUGUACAUUUCGCAGCUUACCAACAGCAAACAUCUCUACCAAGCACUAAGGUUCACCGAAGAUUUGCUGGGAAAAAUUCCAAUGGUACACGUCGAUGAUGUUUGUGAAGCACACAUCUUCUGCAUGGAGAAUCCUUCAAUCAAUGGUAGAUUUUUGUGUGCAAGUUCAUAUGUUUCAUCAGCUCAAAUCGCAAAUUACUACCAACAAAAUUAUCCAGAAUUUCACUUCAACCAAGAGUAUUUGGAUGGGCCAAAAAGAGAAAUAAUAUGGGGCGGCACAAAGCUUAUAGAGAAGGGUUUUGAAUACAAGUACGACACAAAGAUGAUACUGGAUGGUAGCAUCGAGUGUGCGAGAAGAACGGGCGGUCUAAACCAGUGAUGGUUUCUUAUUUUGAAGUUCUGAUGGGUUUUUGGAUAAAAUAAAUUGAUCUACAAUAGUAACGGUUUCAGAAAUUUUUGUUUGGAUAGGUCAAAAUAAAAUAUAAUAACAUAUAAUAUUUAUAUUCUA